Molecule: messenger RNA, 3069 nt
Organism: Pelodiscus sinensis (Chinese soft-shelled turtle)
Lineage: Eukaryota; Metazoa; Chordata; Testudines; Trionychidae
Source: RefSeq, a predicted model, not a curated record
CGCUGAAGGGGGCCAGUCAUGGCAAGUGAUAUCAUCAUGCUGAUCAGAGGUUUGGCUAAGCUCAGUAAGGCCAUUCUAGAAACCCAAACAGGACAGUUGCGACAAGCAAUUUUUGGUGGUGAUGCAGUUAUUGUUGCAAGGACCUUGCAGGCCACUGUUGAAGAGCAGUUCAGUGCUGCCAUGGGAAAGAUGCAGGAGCUGGGUGAACAGCAGGAAAACAUAACCAAUCUCGAUAAGGAUUUUGGGAAUGAUUACAAUUUCUCGGGGCCAGAGUCAUCAGAUGCUGCAAAGGACAUCUCAUCUCCAAACCAGCCCCACAAAGGUAGCGGAACAGAGGGUCCAUCUUACACCUAUGUCACGAAUGGACCUUUUAGAAAUAUCAGUGAGACUGGAGAUGCAAGUCCAGGGCAGAUUCCCUUCUCUGCCAAAGUGAAUGCAAAGCUAUUUGAAGGCUUUAGGGACCCUGGAAAUCCUUUUGCUGCUGCUUUUGGGCAAAACAGGGCUUUUCACCAGGACCAUUCUUCUGUCAGUGGACUAACAGCUGAAGAUAUUGAUAAAGCCAGGCAGGCCAAAACUGAUCCGGAGCACAAACCUCACAAACAGAUGCUCAGUGAACGAGCCCGAGAACGGAAGGUGCCAGUCACACGGCUUGGGAGGCUUGCUAACUUUGGAGGACUAGCUGUUGGUCUUGGCAUUGGGGCCUUGGCAGAAGUUGCGAAGAAGAGCCUUAGAUCUGAAGAACGCAAUGGAAAGAAGGCGAUUAUGGAUUCCAGUCCCUUUCUGUCAGAGGCCAAUGCAGAAAGAAUUGUGAGAACUCUAUGCAAAGUGCGGGGAGCUGCACUGAAGCUAGGCCAGAUGUUGAGCAUUCAAGAUAAUGCCUUCAUCAACCCUCAUCUUCAGAGGAUUUUUGAGCGUGUGCGUCAGAGUGCAGACUUCAUGCCAGUAAAGCAAGUGAUGAAAACUUUGAAUGAUGACCUUGGUCCCAACUGGAGGGAUAAGCUGGAGUUUUUUGAAGAACGUCCCUUUGCGGCCGCUUCCAUUGGCCAGGUUCACCUGGCACGCUUGAAGAAUGGUAAAGAAGUUGCCAUGAAGAUCCAGUACCCUGGAGUAGCCCAGAGCAUCAGUAGCGAUGUUAACAAUCUGAUGACCGUCCUGAGCAUGAGCAACGUUCUCCCAGAAGGUCUGUUUCCUGAGCACAUGAUUGAAGUUCUGAGCAGAGAAUUGGCCAUGGAGUGCGAUUACAAGAGAGAAGCUGCCUGUGCUAAGAAAUUCAAGGAGUUGCUGAAGGAUCACCCUUUCUUUUAUGUCCCUGACAUAGUGGAUGAGCUGUGCAGCCAGCACGUCCUGACCACAGAUCUAGUGCCUGGGUUCCCGUUGGACCAAGCAGAAGGAUUAAGUCAGGAAAUACGGAAUGAGAUCUGCUCCAACAUCUUGCUUCUGUGCCUGCGGGAGCUGUUUGAGUUCAGGUUCAUGCAGACUGAUCCAAACUGGUCUAACUUCUUCUAUGACCCACAGCUACACAAGGUGGCCCUGCUGGACUUCGGUGCAACACGUGGGUUUGAUGAGGAUUUCACUGAUCUCUACAUUGAGGUAAUAAAGGCGGCUGCAGAUCAGGACAGAGAGACAGUUUUGAGGAAGUCGAUAGAAAUGAAAUUCCUUACUGGCUAUGAAAUCAAGGAAAUGGAAAAUGCCCACUUAAAUGCUGUUCUCAUCCUGGGAGAGGCUUUUGCGUCUGAGGAGCCAUUUGACUUCGGCGCCCAGAGCACCACGGAAAAGAUCCAUGGUUUGAUCCCGGUCAUGCUGAGACACCGACUUGUCCCUCCCCCAGAGGAGACUUAUUCUCUCCACCGGAAGAUGGGGGGCUCUUUCCUCAUCUGUGCCAAACUGAAGGCCAAAAUCCCCUGCAAAAACAUGUUCCAGGAGGCCUAUAGCAAAUAUUGGAGCAAGAGGGCCAAGAAACAAGAGCUGGAGCAGUAGUGAAGAUAAACUAACAAUUUGUCUCAUUCUUAAGGCCCAGUCAUACUGUAUCUAGCAAAGAGCAACAUAAUCUGUCAUGUCUCCAUAGUCUCAUUUUGAGAUAUAGCAGCCUGUGAGCACGGAGUUCAAUGUUUGUUUCACAAGACAGAGUCUUUCUUUAACACAGCGUCUGUCCUACAUUCUGCCAUUUAGAUCCCAUGGCUUACAGGAAUUGUCCUCUAAGGUUGGUGGGGUUUAGUCUGAUGUGGUGUUCUGCGCUGUUCAAGGCACCAGCCAGCUGUCUCUUGUGCAUUUUUAACAUUGAUGGUGGCUACAUACUGUGGUUUAUUUUUAUAAAGUGUUGGGUGUGGGGGAGAGAACAAAAUCAGGAUUAGUUUGCAUUGAAACCUUCUAUAAUUCUCUGAAAAUCAUUUAAAAGAUUCCCCAACCAAUUUUUUUUUUUUUUUUUGCUAAAGUGGAAUUUGAAUGGUUUUCAUACUGUGAAUUAUAGACUAGAAUACUUGGUAACCUACAACAGACCCCUGUUUUGUAAGAUGAAUGGUGGCAUUGGGAGAAGCGUGGAUUUGACUUACAAGGAAUAUAGUGUAAGAUGUAUACACAAGAUGAAUUUUUUUUGGCUUGUGCCUCUUUCUGUCUUUGGCUUGCAAGCUAAAACUAGGAAGCAAAGAACUAAAAUCUGAUACAAGCAGUGCCAAAAUUUGUGUUUAAACAUAUCCAUGUGCUCAGUCAGUUGUCUUUUUAAUUUUAAGUUGAAUGUAUAAAAAUAGUGAGCAAUCCUCCUAGCUGAUACAUAUCAGUUCUUAUGUCAAGACUUUGGCCAUCAGUUCUUGGCUCGUUAAAAGUCCCUGCAAAGAAACUAGUCUUUGCCGCCUUGUCUGUACUCUCCAAUGCAGAAUUUGAGGGAAGGGGAAAAUGUUCUCUGGUAUCUCUUACGGGCAUUUCAAGCUUUUGCUGAAAUGUGUACUUCCUGUUUAUAGCCAAACGCACAGUUUUAAAAAAUUGAGUCAGUCUAGCAAACUUGUGAAGGGUUUUGUACAUUUCUUGUCUCUGUGUGAUUUACUGAUUUCAAUAAAAAAGUGCUUGUGCAGAGGG